AUGUCAUCAUGCAGCUCAGGGGUGGCCUCAGGGCUCGAUUCCCGGCCCAGAUGCAACACUCCAGGGCCGGUGCAAGGAAAUUCCUUCCUGGCACAGCACCUCUUCCCCCCGCGGAGCCGCUCACUCGCCCUGCUCAGCCAGGAGGACGCCUUGGAGAGCUUCGACGGAAGGGUCCGUGACCCGAGUGAUGCUUUGGGCUCUGAUCUGCUGGACCGCAGCUGCUCCCUCCCUGACCCACAGCUGGUCCGCAGGAUCGUGUCUCAGGUGGAAUUCUACCUGUCCGAUGAGAACCUGGCCAGGGACGCUUUCCUCCUGAAACACGUCCAGAAGAACAAGAUGGGCUUUGUCAGCAUCAAACUAUUGACAUCCUUCAAGAAGGUGAAGUACCUGACACGUGACUGGCAGCUCACGCUCUAUGCCCUGAAAUUCUCGGAGCUGCUGGAGGUGAACAAGGAGGGCACCAAAGUGAGGCGCCGGGUGCCCAUCCCUGAGGCCCUGCUGAGCAUCCCCCCCAGCAAACUGCUGCUGGCCUGGGAGCUGCAGCCCCGGGAGCAGGACCCACUGCUGCUGCCACUGCUCCAGGAGAACUUCCUGGAGAUCAUCCUGAGGAUGUUCAGCCCCUUCGGAGCCAUUGCGUCCAUCCGCGUCCUGCGGCCAGGCCGAAAGCUGCCCUCGGACGUGAGGAGAUACUCAGCCAAGUUCCCCGAGCUGCUGAGCAGAUGCUGUGCCCUGGUGGAGUACGAGAGCCUGGACAGCGCCUGUAGGGCCUUCGAGGACCUCGGGCACCGUGACAGUGACAGUGGCAUCAAGGUGGUCCGGCUGUGCGGGAAGGGGAACAGGAGGAAACCUGGGGAAGAGAGGCAGGUGGUGGAGGAGCUGGUGGAUCAGCCAGGCUGGAAGGUGCAGGGAGCUGCCCUGAGCCUCCCCUACAGCCACGAGGACUCCCUGCUCUGCAGCUCUCCAGGGUCAGAUGAUGCCUCGGGGCCGCUGUCCCUUCUUCUGAACGAGGACCCCGUGGCACCUGCCUGGCCUGGCAGCAACUUCAAGCCUGGGAAUUUCAGCGCCUUCACCGGAUCACUCCUCACCAGCAGCAAGGUUUUCCCUCCUCUUGGGCUGGGCUUGGGAACCAGCAGCUGCUACAGCCCCCGCGGCAGCACCAAGAGCCCCUGCAGUGGCUGGGGGGGCACCACAGGUGCCUGGGGACCCUGGAGCAGAAGCCCCUCUCCUGAUAUUGAACCUCCUCCAGGAAAUCCCCUGACACCAAAGUGGGUGUCUAAGCCCCUCAGCCUGUGGGAUGGGGUCCUUCACCUGCCCCACAGCCCCGAUGACACGAAAGGCUUUGGCAGCAGCUUUGGGAGCGGAGAGCUUGUCCUCCGGCGCUGA
Molecule: messenger RNA, 1383 nt
Organism: Manacus vitellinus (golden-collared manakin)
Lineage: Eukaryota; Metazoa; Chordata; Aves; Passeriformes; Pipridae
Product: la-related protein 6
Exons: 3
Coding region: 1-1383 (460 amino acids)
Biological process (GO): RNA processing
Cellular component (GO): nucleus
Molecular function (GO): mRNA binding
Source: RefSeq, a predicted model, not a curated record